AUGAGUCCUCUGAGGCUGCGAGCAUCCCUCUUGCUUCUUCUUCUUCUGCUGCUGCUGCUGGGUGGCUGCCUCCUCGCGGCCGCCCGGAGGGACCCGGGGGCGGCAGGCAGCGCCGCAGAGCCAGCCCGGGGUCCCGUGGGCGGCUCUACCGGCCGCUUCCUCAGCCCCGAGCGCCACGCGUGCAGCUGGCAGCUCCUGCCGUCCGCUCCAGGGCCGGCGGCGGGCAGCGAGCUGUGGCUGCGCUGCCAGGGCCCGGACGGGGCGCGCCACCAGUGCGCCUACCGCGGGGAGCCGGGGCGCUGCGCCGCCUACGCCGCCCGCGGCUCGCGCUACUGGAAGCAGGUGCUGGGCCGGCUGCGCAGGAAGCGGCGGCCCUGCCGGGACCCCGCGCCGCUCACAGCCCGCCUGUGCGCCGGCGGGAAGGGCCACGGCGCCGAGCUGCGCCUGGUGUCCCACGCGUCCCCACCCGCCCGCCCCACUACGGCCGGCUUCCCCCGGGAUCCCAAACCCCGGACCGGGAACCGGGGGCGGGCCCGGGAGCCCGCGAUCGGCCCCGCCGCCACGGCCCCGCCUCCCCUGAGCGCGCGCCCCAAAGGGAAGCCCUCGGAGAAGAAGGCUAAAGGGGGCAAGAGGAAGGCGGCCUCGGACCCCGACGACGAGCGACCCCUGGGGACGGGGCCGGACCCCGACGGGCUGGACCAGAACGCGAAGUUCGCGGAGACCUACUGUGCGGAGAAGUGGCACUCCCUCUGCAACUUCUUUGUUAGUUUUUGGAAUGGCUGA
Eptesicus fuscus (big brown bat) is the source of this 783-nucleotide messenger RNA. RefSeq names its product fibroblast growth factor binding protein 3 (gene FGFBP3). Bases 1 to 783 code for a protein of 260 amino acids. Gene Ontology annotation, molecular function: growth factor binding. Gene Ontology annotation, biological process: cell-cell signaling. The record is from RefSeq and is a predicted model, not a curated record. NCBI's taxonomy places the organism in Eukaryota, Metazoa, Chordata, Mammalia, Chiroptera, Vespertilionidae. The transcript has a single exon.